Messenger RNA from Chilo suppressalis (striped riceborer), 1879 nucleotides. Lineage: Eukaryota; Metazoa; Arthropoda; Insecta; Lepidoptera; Crambidae. The record is from the annotation of a GenBank genome assembly.
CGACUCUACAUGAAUUUGCACAUAUGGCUGCCACCGGCGUUACUUGACUUUUCUUUUGAUAAGUACUCCCUGCGUUUCUCGGCGCAGUAUAAAACCUAACCCGGGGCGACCCGAUCACUAGUGCCGUUUCGUUCGUUUCUAUAUUAAGAUCGCCUUCCCACGGCCUCGGUUCACGAUGCGUCCGCGCACACCGAUCGCCCGCACAAUAAAAACCAAACGUAGUACCUAUUAUAUUUUUCCUACGAAUUCGACUUUCCCUGUGGUCACUUGAGAAAGUGUCACGGGAAAAGGUACCUAAAGUGUUCUAAAAUUCGGGUGUUGCAGUUCUAAAAUGGUAAUAUGUGAAGUGAUAAGGAAGUGAAUUUUGAAAUUGGAAGGUAAAUUAGACUGACGUCAUUAUGAAAUUCACAAUCGAUGUAUUGGGGAUUUUCUUGAAAGUUGUCAUUAGGGUAAACAAAGUUACGUUUGCACCAUUAGUGGUAUCAGCGCUGUUCAUACUCCUCACGUCUCUCCUGGCCCACUGCGCGCGGCGCCUGGUGCAGAAGGCAGUGCAGGAGCCUUUCGUCAGAUUACUGUUGGAGGAGGCGAUCGCAGCUGCCGAACUAUGCGGAUGUUGCUUCGAACUCAUUAUUGUGGCUGACAACUUCGGGGUGGGAACGUACGCCAUAUUCCUGUUCUUGCUGACAAUCUGGUGGUCCAUGAACUGGGGUGAUGCGACAGCUUGUCCAUAUACUCAUAUUGAGGAUGUCAUUGAAGGCAAAGGUGAUAUUCGAAAAGCUUUGCUAAAAACCUGGGCGGAAUUGACUGGCGGUCUUCUGGUAUUUAAAUACGUCCAAAUGUAUUGGGCUCUUGAAAUAUCUGAGACGCAUAAAGAUAAGGCUUUUGAAGACUGCAAAGCCGAUCUACAGGUACCAGUAUUAUAUGGAGCAGUCGUCGAAGGUGUAGCAACCUGCCUAUGUAGACUAGCCUCCAAAGCUUUAGGGGACUUGAAUCCUCGGUUCUCAACCGCUAUCGAUGCCUUCAUCGGGACUUCUUUAGUCGUCGCCGGAGUCCUCACUAGGCACACGGUUUUCGUCUACCGGUAUCAGGACAAUAGUGCCAAUGCGGACUUAAGCGUGUCCAUCUUUUGCAAAGUACAUUUAGGAAAAGCUUUUGAAUAUUCCGGUGGAUAUUUCAACCCGGUUCUGGCCACCUCACUGAAAGCAGGAUGCGAAGGUCACUCGCUGUUGGAACACGCAGUUGUCUAUUGGAUCGGUGCUUGCGCUGGAUCUGCAUUAUCAGUUUAUAUGUACAAACUACCCAUCAUCAAGAAGUUUGUCCGUGGCACUACAGAAGUCAACGGUGAUAGUAUUUGGGCGGACAAAGAAGAUUAAAAUGUAUCAUUUCCUGUUUUUUGUACAUUUUCCAAGUCAUAUUCCAGUUUCUUUUCUUGUCUUCUUCUGUUGUUCAUUAUUUAAGUUAACUUCAUUAUCUCUCUUUAUAAACUAAGAAGACUUAAGAAGAACGUUAUCUGAUAAUUAAUUUAUUAAAGUGAUACCUUACUCUAGUCAAGUUAUAUCUCUAAGUUAAACCUCGUGCUUAGUCCAUUAUACAGAUUUUACAAGUUAUUGUAUUAAAGGAAACAAAAAAUACGCAAACUUUUAUAUAAAAUUUUUUUACUUAUAUUUUUUUAUAAUUUAUUGUAAAUUCGCCUUGAUGUCAUCACACAAUUGAAUAUUGACGUUUUGAACUGUGAAUAAUUGAUUUCGUUUAAGGUUUGAUCGUCAUUUGUUACUAUGCUUCCAUUGAAAUCUAACCUAAAUGUGUUCCAAAAAUAUAAUAAGUGCUACGUGAACCUGUUGUAAAUAAAUCCAAUGUUUUGUUAGUCAUUUUGUUUAGU